AUGCUGCGCGCUGCUGACAGCCUUAUAAAUAGUCGCCUUUGCGGGCGGCGGGCGAGGACGGGCAGGGCACCACUGGCCCCGGCGCCCGCCGCACCCCUCCCCCAGUGCGCUGACUCGGCUCCCCGGACCUCAGCAGGAUGGAAGAGAAGCUGAAGAAAGCCAAGAUCAUCUUUGUGGUGGGAGGGCCCGGCUCAGGGAAGGGCACCCAGUGUGAGAAGAUUGUCCAGAAGUACGGCUACACCCACCUCUCCACCGGGGACCUCCUGCGGGCCGAGGUCAGCUCGGGCUCGGCCAGGGGCAAGAUGCUGUCGGAAAUCAUGGAGAAGGGGCAGCUGGUGCCACUGGAGACGGUGUUGGACAUGCUCCGAGAUGCCAUGGUGGCCAAGGUAGAUACUUCCAAAGGCUUCCUGAUUGAUGGCUACCCUCGGGAGGUACAGCAGGGAGAGGAGUUUGAGCGGAGGAUCGGACAGCCCACACUGCUGCUGUAUGUGGACGCAGGCCCGGAGACCAUGACCCAGCGGCUCCUGAAGCGCGGGGAGACCAGCGGGCGAGUGGAUGACAAUGAGGAGACCAUCAAGAAGCGGUUGGAGACCUAUUACAAAGCCACGGAACCUGUCAUCACCUUUUAUGAGAAACGGGGCAUCGUACGCAAGGUCAAUGCCGAAGGCUCGGUGGACAGUGUCUUCUCCCAAGUCUGCACCCACCUGGAUGCCCUCAAGUAGCAGCACGGAGCCCUUCCCCAACCGAGCCCCGCCCCACCCCUGUCCUGCCUGAGGCUGUCCUGGCCUGAGCUCAGCGCCUCCACCCUGCCCGGCUGGAGCACAGACAGAGGAAGCCACUUUAUCCUGUUUUCAUGGACAGCCAAGCACUAAAGGCAUUUCCAAGGACAUUCGGUUUUAUUCCUUUUUCUUUGCUUUCACUGGAGUUGAUCCACGUGGUAUGGCCUCUCCUAGCCCCUCAGCCCACCUGAGCCAGCUGUUCCCCCCCACCCCCACUACCACGGGAAGACCCAGGGCCCUUCCUCACCCAGGGCAUGCCGGGCCUGGGGCUCCAGGGUGACUGAGGCAGGAUCCUUGUUCUCGGGGACUGACAGUGAGGCACAGCUGGGCCCCGACCUGGGUUCCUCCAAAUCCUUGCUGGGUGGCCUUGGCCCUGACUCCUCAUCUCUCUGAGCAGGUUCUCUGCGCUUCACGCCCCUGGGGCCUGUGUGCAGCAGGAAGCUAGGUCAUCGGCUGUGGGGGUGCUUCCCGGGCAGUGAGGAUGGCGCACGUCAGCUGUCUGGGUGGGCAAGGAAUUGGCUUCCUGGGCACAAGAAGCUCUGAGGGUCUGAAAAGGGCAUCGAGAUUGAAUGGUCAGCAGUACCUCCCUGAGGAGGUGAGACACGGAGGGCCUCCCGCCGUACGUCCCUGGACAGGUCACCACCUGCCCUUUCUGAGCCCAUUUCCAAAUCUGAGUUAGGGUCCAUGCCCCCUGCAACCCCCACCCCUCAAGGUGAGGACAAGAACACACCAAUCGGGGCUGUAAGGCUGGCAAUCACCAUGGCCGUGGGAGCCGAGACCAGAGUGGCCUUGGAGAUGAGCAGGGCUGGGGUGCUUUGGGGAGGGUGCCCCAGAAUCCCCCAGGGGAGAACCAUCUUCCCUUUCCUGUUGUUUCACUGUGACCUCAUCACCGAGAAAGGCUCAACUUGGUGCUCACGUGUCCUUAACACCUGUCCCAGCCCCAGCUGAGUCCCUUUAGAACCAGGAGGGCCUUCAGUGGGCCACACCUGGCCGGAACAAGGCCCCAUGUGGGGCUGAUUAUGCCCAUGCUGUGUCCCCUUUUAUUUAUGGCAAGUGUGGCUGGUUUUCCGUCCACGUUACUUAAACUUUCCUUUAAAAUAAACAUAUUUAAGUU
Callorhinus ursinus (northern fur seal) is the source of this 1893-nucleotide messenger RNA. It is a transcript of the gene AK1, whose product is annotated as adenylate kinase 1. The record is from RefSeq and is a predicted model, not a curated record. Gene Ontology annotation, biological process: ATP metabolic process; nucleoside triphosphate biosynthetic process. Gene Ontology annotation, molecular function: AMP kinase activity; nucleoside diphosphate kinase activity; ATP binding. Gene Ontology annotation, cellular component: cytoplasm. NCBI's taxonomy places the organism in Eukaryota, Metazoa, Chordata, Mammalia, Carnivora, Otariidae.